Messenger RNA from Clupea harengus (Atlantic herring), 1212 nucleotides. RefSeq lists its product as uncharacterized. Lineage: Eukaryota; Metazoa; Chordata; Actinopteri; Clupeiformes; Clupeidae. The record is from RefSeq and is a predicted model, not a curated record.
UAAACCCUUGCAGUAUUUAUAUCGUCCAGCAGAGGUGGCUGUGUGACAAUAUUUGACCUCACACAAUUUACCAUAAUCUUGUCUGUGUCGUGAUCGAGACUGGAAAAAGGAGGCCAACUGGAUGACUGUCCUCUCAUUGGUCUGUUGUGUUGUUGAUCUAUAAUAACAACCUUGCCAUAUCUGCUCCCUGGGCGCCAAAAUAUACACACAGGGCCUCUCUAAAACAUUAAUACGUCAUUAUUUUUACUUUAUUUUUCUUCUCAUAGCGCUGGUUCCACCAAGGUACGGUAAUGAUCCUGAUUGCCCAACGCUGACAGACAACACUGAGACAAAACUGAAAACAGUCACACAGACACUGUUUUGGUGUUUGUGGGGUGUGUGAGCUAUUCAUGUGCUAAGGGUGAGCCUUGAGACGUCAGCAUACCAAGGCCCUGGUAAAAAUGAAGACAGACCUGUUUGUAGAAAGUCACCCAUCAGGAAGUGAUGACCCACUGGAAGAAAGGCAAUGCAAUGGGUGAAGAUGGCUGAGGGAGAGAGCACAGGGGAGUAAGUCACAGAAACGAGGAGAUUUGUGAGAAACAACUUCUUUUUUUUUUGGAAGGCAUUUCCCAUUUUCACAAGUGUUGGAAAGUCUGUGUCAAGGGUCAAAGACAGCACCAUGUCAGCUACAGAUCAAACAGCGGUGUCCGUUGGAAUCGCGGUGGGCUUCGGUGUGCUGGGUCUGCUGCUGCUGGCCUGCCUCAUCAACCACCUGGGGGGCAAGAUCAAGUGGGGCAAGAUCUUCAAGAUCUUCAAGUGCUUCAAGCGCAAGAAGACAUCAUUAAAGGAUAAAGUCCUAGAGAAAGUUAGCACCAAGAAGUCCAAGAAGUCUGAGAAGUCUAAGAAGUCCAAGAAGUCCGAUAAGUCCGAUAAGUCUGAGAAGUCUGAGAAGUCCAAGAAGUCCGAGAAGUCCGAUAAGUCUGAUAAGUCCGAUAAAUCCGAGAAGUCCGAGAAGUCCGAGAAGUCCAAGACUCCAUUCUCCAUCAGCACUAUUGUGGAGAUGAAAUAGCUGUCAGAUCUUCCCUGGCCACAGGCUCCCGUUCUCUCCCCGUUUAUUUCCACUACCUGUGCUCUGUCUGGGACUCCCGUCUGGCUGAUGCCACUGAUUUGGUCAGACCUCUGUGUGAUAGCAGCUCACUUACGCACCAGGCUGGCUCUCAGUCCAGUCCGAAA